CGACGCAACGACUCCUUCCGGGUUACUGUGGUGACCUUGGUCGGUUAAUCAUCAUGGCGGCUAUCGUCAGGUUGAGUUCUGUGUGUCGCAGAGGAAUCAAUCCUCUCUUCUACCAAAGCUCUGUGCUGGCCAGGCCGCUGGCCGUACCACUCAAACCGCAGGAGCAGCCGUACCUGCUGACGGCGAGGAUCCACUCAUCGCAGGCCCUCUACGCGGGUUCUGAAUCCAAAGCGGCCUCGCUGCACUGGACGGCGGAGCGCGUGCUGAGCAUCCUGCUGCUGGCCAUGGGCCCCGUGGCCUACCUCCACCCCAGCCCCAUCGUGGACUACUCCCUGGCCGCCGCCCUCACCCUGCACGGACACUGGGGCAUCGGGCAGGUGUUAACAGACUACGUUCACGGGGACACAAAGAUCAAGGUGGCGAACGCAGGCCUCUUCCUCCUCUCCACGGUGACGUUCGCCGGCCUCUGCUACUUCAACUACAACGACGUGGGCAUCUGCAAAGCCGUGGCCCUGCUGUGGAGCAAGUGAUGAACAGGACUGUGACGCUCGGGAGCGGCCCGACGCCGACUGUAAAGAAAGAGGAAAACAAGAAAAAAAAAAAAAACCAAGGUGUUCUUUGUAAAUUCUUAUAAAUAUAUCAUUUUGACAAUAUUCUGUUAAUUCACUAGCUUGUAAUUGCUUUUCGUGUCAAAGGCUAACGUUGCGGACUGACGCUCCCUGGCCGGUUCGUCGGUUAAGCCGGGACCGGCGACUCAUGGUUGCUGCUGCCGCCGCCCCCCCCCCCACACCCCGGCCGAUCCGGCAGCCGGUGUGAGACAGAGGCGCUCGCCGCCGUCGCGUCGUCUCAUCACUCGUAGUCAAACCUUCACGUUCCCUGCUCGCACGCUCCAUGUGGGUUUGUUUGUGUCCAGUCGUGAACGCCGCUGGGGGGGAAAUGACGCUCGUGUACAAAAUCCGCAUCAUUUAUUUAAAUUGCUGUUUUACCUGAUGUUCCGGAAAUGCUGUCAGUCCGACUGUAAACAGGCUUUGUCUCAGAUGUAAUAAACUGCUGCAGAUGGGGA
Salarias fasciatus (jewelled blenny) is the source of this 1063-nucleotide messenger RNA. RefSeq names its product succinate dehydrogenase complex, subunit D, integral membrane protein b (gene sdhdb). The coding region runs from base 54 to 530 and encodes 158 amino acids. The record is from RefSeq and is a predicted model, not a curated record. Gene Ontology annotation, biological process: mitochondrial electron transport, succinate to ubiquinone; tricarboxylic acid cycle. The transcript is spliced from 4 exons. Gene Ontology annotation, molecular function: heme binding; ubiquinone binding. Gene Ontology annotation, cellular component: membrane; mitochondrial envelope; respiratory chain complex II (succinate dehydrogenase). NCBI's taxonomy places the organism in Eukaryota, Metazoa, Chordata, Actinopteri, Blenniiformes, Blenniidae.